AUGGAAGUCCCAUUCCUCAACUUCGCAGGCGAAUGUGCAUUCUACCAGCGAGGACAGGGCCGCUGCACCCGUGGAGCUACCUGCACUUUCCUCCAUGUUGAGCAGACGGAAGGCAUCGCGAGGUACGGCUACCAUGCGCCAGUCCCACUCCGCAGUCGUGCAUUGCAUGCUACUUCUUGGCCGUGCGACUACUCUCCAGUUGCCCCGAGUAGUUGGCCACAGAGCAAUGCUCAUGCAACGUCGUCGCGCACCGAAACGGAAGACGCAAUCGCUUUGGAAGAGACUACUAUUCCCGAAAAAGCAUGGGUUCGCCGGAUCAAAGGCGUCAACGUCACCUUUGGCCCCGGAGCGACCAUUGCCACCAUCGCGCUGCCUUGGCACUUCUCGGCUGUCCGCUUCACACACCUGGCUGAGGAAUUUCAUAAAUCUGACAUAGCAGAGUACCUGCAUCAUGAGCUCGGCAUACAGGUGCCCGAGGAAAGGAUUGACACGCUGCCCGUCUGUGGGGGAAAGGGUGCCGCAGAUGUUACAAUGGAUGAGGCUGACUUUGCAAGGAAGCUGGUUGAUGCACUCAACGAUGACAAGACGGUCGAAUUCAGGGCAGAAGAAGUGAUACCCCACCACCAUCGCUCGGCCAGAUUCGGUAGCAUCAGCGGUAACAAGGUGAGCUGUUCGUGGCACAAGCCAAGCUGGACAGCUACACUCAGCUUUCCGUCCGCAGAGGCGGCUCAGCAAGUGUACAACGGGUUUGCGAUCCGCGAGUACAAACUAGCGCCAAAUGUCACCGGCAUGCCCUCCCGUCCGGAAGCCGACGAUGGGCCAAGCCCCGGCGCUUGGAAAGUCAAACUCCACCACGUGCCGUCAUCUAUAAACCGGGUUGACGUCUUGGAGUCGAUUCCGAGUAUGUUGCGUCCGAAGCUUAUAACACAGAGCUGCCGCUCCUAUACCGCCCGGUUGGAAGAUUCAGCAAAAACGAUUCUGAAGAGCUUGAUGAACAUUGGGCCGCUGGACCACAAUAGCAUCACUACACGGACCGAGAGCCAGCGGUACAAGCUGAUCGCUCGGUUUGUGGAUGCCAAACAUGCGACCAAGGCUGUCCAAGAGCUCAACAAGCACCCUCUUCCGUUUCAUGCCCAUGGCAAGCUUACUGUACAACGGAUCUACACCGUUCGCAUAAGGGUCCCGGGCCAUGUCUACGCAGCAGCAUCGCAGGAUAUCAAGGCCUUGUACAGUGCCUGGAAAGGGCACAAUAUUUUUGCAACCAUUGGGCCGGAAAACAAAGGCUUCAGGACCAUCAGGAUCGAGGGAAUAUGCCCUGACAGGGUGGCGGAAGCUCAAGCCGCCAUCGAACGCAUCGUGGCCGGAGAGCAGCUGACCGAAGAUGACGAAAAGCUGUGGUCAGCUUCGUUUGCCACGAACGCCUGGGCCUACAAUGAGACGCGCUUCAUUGAACGCCAAAUAGGUGUCUUGGUCUUGUGUGACAGACAGCAGCGUUCGCUAAACAUGCUCGGUCCUCGAGCCGUGUUCAGGGAAGCGCGGCUCGCCAUCCAGAAGCUGUGCCAUCAGGACCCGCGCGCAGAAUAUUCCAUCAGCCUUGAUCCAGCCGAUCGUGAAGCGCUGACUUGGCUCCUCAAUGGUGGAUUUCAGCAUAUUGGGAGAAUUGUUGGCCGCGACAAGCUUGCGCUGGAUAUUGUCGACCAACCUCGUCGCCUCAUCAUCAGCGGCAGCGAGGCAGACCUGCAGGUUGCGCAGGAAAUCUGGUACAACCGCCACCAGAUACCGGAGCCAGAGUCAAGCUUGGGGCCAGAGGAUUGUUCGCUGUGCGGUUUCCAGGCGGAGUACCCCGUCAACACCCGCUGCCAACACCUCUACUGCGCCACUUGCUUUGAGGACAUGUGUUUCUGUGGCGCGAGCACUCCAGUCCGCACUCCGGCCGUCCGCUGUUAUGGCGAUGCUGGCAAGUGCCAGCAGAUACUAACCCUGUCGGAUAUCCAGGAGAAUCUGAGCUCAUCCGCGCUCGAGCGCAUAUUUGAGCGAAUAUUCGUGACCUUUGUCAGCCAAAACUCUGACAUGUAUCGAUACUGCCCGACGCACAGCUGCGAGCAAGUCUACAGGGUGGAAGAGCGGAAAGACGGCGCUGAGCCGGCAGCGGAGUUCGAGUUUAACUGCCCGCAGUGCAUGGUCGCCAUUUGCUCGCGCUGCCAUGUCUCCCACGAGACGUUGCAUUGUCCUCUGCACGAUGAUGCAGAGGAAGACUCACUCUAG
This is a messenger RNA of Akanthomyces muscarius, 2265 nucleotides long. RefSeq lists its product as uncharacterized. Gene Ontology annotation, molecular function: zinc ion binding. The record is from RefSeq and is a predicted model, not a curated record. NCBI's taxonomy places the organism in Eukaryota, Fungi, Ascomycota, Sordariomycetes, Hypocreales, Cordycipitaceae. The coding region runs from base 1 to 2265 and encodes 754 amino acids. The transcript has 2 exons.